AUGGCUCGGGCGUCAAUAUCAGGAGAUAAGAGCACUGAUGAUCAUAUUGAGAGAGAGCAGUGCAGCCGUGUACACUUGGAUGCUAUUACAUCUGACGACGCUGGCAGUACAGUAUAUGCUUUCAGAGGGCACCACUUCCUCAGCAUAACUGGUGAUAAGUUUCAUUCAGACACAAUUGAGAGUGCUUUUAAAGAGCUACACAGUGAGGUGGAUGCAGUCUUCUCUUAUGAAGGUCAUCUCUACAUGAUCAAAGACAAACAAGUGUUUGUGCACAAAGUUGGAGAGCCACACACACACCUAGAGGGUUACCCCAAAUCCCUGAAGGAGGUGCUGGGAAUUGAGGGUCCUGUACAUGCUGCCUUUUGUAUGUGCGCAGACAAACACGUUGCUCAUGUCAUCAAAGGUCAAACAAUCUAUGAUGUUGACUUGAAAGUCACCCCAUGUAAGCCUAUGAAGGAAGGAAGCAUAACACAAUUUAAAAGGAUUGAUGCUGCAAUGUGCGGACCCAAGGGUUUGACGGUUGUUAUCGGUAACCAUUACUACAUUUAUGAUAGUCAUUGUAUUGCGGAUAGGGAGUCCCAGGGUGGAACGGCCCAUUUGCCAGGUAGACUAUUGAAUGGCGAUGCAGAUGUGAUCUGGAGGAUUGUGCAGAUGUUCAUGAGAACCAAAUGGUGUGCCUCACACAUGACCACAAACAACCCUUUCUACAACAUUCGGCCCAUCUUCAGUGCACUGAAAGAGUGCAGACACAUCUACCUGAAACUGGCCUAG
Pimephales promelas (fathead minnow) is the source of this 771-nucleotide messenger RNA. NCBI's taxonomy places the organism in Eukaryota, Metazoa, Chordata, Actinopteri, Cypriniformes, Leuciscidae. The record is from RefSeq and is a predicted model, not a curated record.